Molecule: messenger RNA, 804 nt
Organism: Zychaea mexicana
Lineage: Eukaryota; Fungi; Mucoromycota; Mucoromycetes; Mucorales; Lichtheimiaceae
Product: ATP-NAD kinase-like domain-containing protein
Exons: 6
Coding region: 1-804 (267 amino acids)
Biological process (GO): NAD+ metabolic process; NADP+ biosynthetic process
Molecular function (GO): NAD+ kinase activity
Source: RefSeq, a predicted model, not a curated record
AUGAUUUUUAUUGACAGGGGCAAAUUUGCUUUCGACUGGACAGAGCGGCCUCGGAACGUCUUAAUCAUUAAGAAACUAAAUGAUAUCAAGACAGAAAACGCACUUAUACAAGUUGCAAAUUGGUUGCAUAAAGAGUACCCAGAUUUGAAUAUAAUUGUAGAACCUAGUGUUGCUGAACACUUCCAGGAUAGAUUACCAUUUGUUCAUGUCAUACCACGAGAAUAUACCCGUACAGUUGAUUUUGCUAUCACUUUAGGAGGAGACGGUACAAUGUUACACUUAUCUUCACUCUUUCCAAAAGCCGUUCCGCCUGUUGUAUGCUUUAAUCUUGGGACGCUAGGAUUUUUAAUGUCAUUUCAAUUCAAGUAUUUUAAGCAUGUUUUGUCAGAUAUGACGGCGGGAAAAGCUUCUUUGAUGUUACGAAUGCGAUUAUUUUGCUCGCUUCACCAAUCAGAUGGAAGGAGAAUCAGCGUGGAUGGGAAGGAAGUAGGCAAACAAGUAAUGAACGAAGUAUCACUGCAUCGUGGACGAUACCCACAUUUAACUGCUAUUGGAUGUUACGUUGAUGGGGAAUAUUUGACCGAAUGCGUGGUAUGUUAUAGAUUGAUUGUAUCAACUCCAACUGGAUCAACGGCAUAUUCACUAUCAGCAGGCGGACCAAUUGUCCAUCCAAGCGUACAAAGUUUAGUCAUGACACCUAUUUGUCCACGAUCAUUGUCAUUCCGAACAGUAUUGCUACCUCCAAGUGCCAAAAUCCAAUUACAUGUAUGUGUGUAUAUGAAACCUUUAGCAUACGUGCGCUAA